CAAGAUGGCCGAUUACUCUUCAGAAAGAACCGCUCAUGUAACUGCGACAUUCCAAAAAAGACUCGCUUUAGGGACUGAAGAAUCAGUGUUGAAUUGAUCAGGUAUAUCCUGAAUUUUUUCCGGAAAAGACAACGACAUGAACUUGGUAGCUCAUCCCUGCCGAUUCUCAGUGCCCUCGACCCUACACAAAUUUUCACGCACCAGGAGAGUGUUACCUACUGCUGUACUGAAGACGUUUAUACCUUGUCAAUACAUUGUGACACAAAACAGCUCAAAUUUCUUUUUCUAUUCAUCAUUCAAAUCUGUGCAUAGCAGAGGUGUGAGAAUGCAGCAACCGAAUUGUUUGCUGACAGAGUAUCACCAACAGUUGACAGGAAUACCAGCUUUUUAUUUGAGAGAAAUGGAGUUGAAUGAGAAGAUUAAGGCCAAACGCACGGUUCAAGGUCAGUUAGAAUUUUAUCAGUCAUGGAAAGAUCAAGGAUCUAUAGUGAACAGAAUAACAGCGCUUCAUGUGAUCGCUAAUAUUGUCAAGAAAAACCAGAAAGAAAGAAGAGUUUUGCAGGGCGAGAGAGACAAGGCAUUGAAUGGUACAAACAAUGCAUACAGUGAGAUCCUAGAUUUUCUUUCUGAUCGGAUUAUUUCCUGUAAAGGUCAAGGUCUAGCGAAUGUGAUGUGGUCCUUGGGAGUAAUUCAAGAAAAACACCACCGACUGGGUAAGGUUUGUGAGGAGGAAAUUCUAUCGCGCGAUAUAACUGCCUUUCACCGGGCUGAGGUUUGUUGUCAGAUUCUGCCAGGAUGUAUUGGCUUGGAACUGAAACAUUCGCUAGUUUUUAAACGAGUCGAGGAAGCCAUUUUGGCUGGGAAAAUCAAGUUGCAUCUUUGUGAAAAUCGCCAUAUCUGCGCGAUAUUGACUUGUUUUACCGAGGUUGGUGGCGGAAGUGUAAGUUUAUUUGAAACUCUGGAGGCUAACAUUGUGGAGAGAGAUUUUGGCUUUUUGCUCAUGGAACACCUUGAUCAGAUCUUGCACUGUUUUGCCAUCAAAGGCAUCUUCUCUGAUCAGUUGUUCAGCCAAGCGGAAGGAGAAAUUCUGCGACAGGGGUGCGGUAACUUUCGGAUGAUAGAACUUGUGACCAUUCCGCGCGCGUUUGCAAUCGCGGGUAAAGGAAGCGAGCAACUCUUUGCAGCUUUUGAGAAAGAAAUCUGUCAAAAAGGAAUCAAAUAUUUCCCAUUAUCUUGUCUAUGUUGGAUCGCUUGGUCUUUUGCCACAAGAGGGUUCACGCAAAGUGUGGUGUUUAAAUAUGCAAAGGACGCAAUCUACCAACGAGGAGUGAAAAAUCUCAAAAAUAGUGGCCUGGCGCUAUGUCUGUACUCUUAUGUGUUGGCAGAAAGUCCUUCACGAAUUUUUGUAAAGGAAUUAGGAAAAGAACUUCUUUCAAGAGACCUGAGAAUCUUCAAGGGUACCCAGCUAUGUCAACUGACGUGGGCUUGUUCAAACGCCGAGUAUUUAAACCCAGAAUUGCUUCAACGUUUGGAAGAAGAGAUUCUCCAGCGGGACUUGACACAAAAAGAGGAAAUCAUAAUAUCUGAAAGUUUAAGAAACGCUGAUAAAGGAGACAAAAAUCCGCCUCCAUAUUUGCGUGAACUGUGUAUUUCAUCAAUAUAGACACCUGUUUGUACG
Stylophora pistillata is the source of this 1678-nucleotide messenger RNA. RefSeq lists its product as uncharacterized. Lineage: Eukaryota; Metazoa; Cnidaria; Anthozoa; Scleractinia; Pocilloporidae. The record is from RefSeq and is a predicted model, not a curated record.